AAAUACAUCGAACACUCCAUCAACAUCAUCGCUAGAUAUUGUCUUUGUUUGAAGAAAUAAACAUAUAAUACACAAAGAAGGACAUGGAUCAACAUGAUGGAGAAAUGUUUAUGAUGUAACUUUAAAUUAAGAAAAAUGUACAGGAUGUGACAAAAAAAAUCUGGAGGACAAAUUUUUAAAUUACAAAACGUAAAUAACAAUAAUAUAUUUUUAAACAGACAAAAUAUAUGGGAUUAUUUAAACAGUUUUAAAAUGUAACAAAAAACGAAUGGACAAAACAAGAAGUUUAUAUUGUUUCAAAAGAGUGACACAAAAGUAGGGUGUUCAGGACUGGGCCGGUCCAACAUCUGUCACCUGAAACCUGACCCACGUUCACCCUGCAGUCCAGAGGUUGAGUUCUGACAGGGCGCAACAAUGAUCUGCGUGGGGAACAAAGACCCGUUGCAGAAGGGCCCGAUGACAUUGUUUCACCUCUUUAGCCAGAGUUGCUGACGGUGGUCAAACCUUUAAAAUGGCCCCUCUCUCCUGACCCAUUCUUGCCACUCUGUCCGCUCACAAACGCAGAACUGGACCGUGAUAAUGCUCGCGAGGCAGCGUUGGUCUUACUAACGCAGCUGGUUUGAAGAUCGUGGUGAGGAAUCAUUAAAUGCCAUCAGACUGAGAAGAGCCUGCUGAGAAGUUUCCCAGAGACCUGCCAACACGUCCGGACUGAGACUGCCCCCCGUCUUAUCAGGAUGGAUGGUGACAGAGAGCUGUCCUCCAUGGUGCAGGAGCUGUGGGACAACGACGUCAACAGACUCACGCCUGGAGUCGACUACAGCAUCUCCCUGCAGGGCAAAGCUGGGCAGAACAUGGCCGUCCACGACGACAACGACGCAGCGGGAUAUCCCCUCUUCACCUUCGUGGACGAAAACAUCUUCAAGAAGGAGACGUUUCUAGCGUUCAUCUCCCUGCUGGACAACUACGAGAGCGACACUGGUGAACCUGAAAUCGUGACGGCAGAAGAGGAGGCAGAGAACCACAAGUUUCUGGACUCCAUCGUUCAGACCGCCACGAUGAAGAUCGCUCAUAAAUACUUGGUGGAGAAGAAUCUCUCUCCCGCCGAUGAGAGGGAGUUCAAGGCGCAGCUGUACACCAUCUGGUUUGAGCUGUACGCCAGGAGAGGCUCCAGCAGACCGGACUCUUCGGGUUUCGAACACGUGUUCGUGGGAGAGACGAGAGGCGGGCGGACGGUCAUCGGCUUUCACAACUGGAUCCAGCUCUACUUGCAAGAGAAGCUGGGACACAUCGAUUACAAAGGCUACAGUGUCACUGCUAACUCACCGCUGCCUGACGCUGACAAGCACAUCCUGGCUCUGCAGUUCAGCUGGAAGAACGGGAUAAAGCCCAAGGGCAGCAUCUUCAUCGGCGUCAGUCCAGAGUUCGAGUUCGCCCUCUACACGCUCUGCUUCCUCACCUCGCCGAACGAGCGCGUCAAAGUCCAGUUUGGCCUGUACGACGUGGAGAUCGUGUGCCACCACCAUAACCAGAAACACAUAGGAACCACGUACCCCGUGCUGCUCAAGUACCAGUAGCAAUGUUGCAUCUUUCAAAAUGGCCAAACCUUGUCUUUUUAUUUUGUGUCAAGAUUCAAUA
This is a messenger RNA of Synchiropus splendidus (mandarinfish), 1635 nucleotides long. It is a transcript of the gene endou2, whose product is annotated as endonuclease, polyU-specific 2. Gene Ontology annotation, molecular function: RNA endonuclease activity. The transcript has 7 exons. Lineage: Eukaryota; Metazoa; Chordata; Actinopteri; Syngnathiformes; Callionymidae. Bases 735 to 1574 code for a protein of 279 amino acids. The record is from RefSeq and is a predicted model, not a curated record.